Messenger RNA from Eruca vesicaria subsp. sativa (arugula), 1235 nucleotides. NCBI's taxonomy places the organism in Eukaryota, Viridiplantae, Streptophyta, Magnoliopsida, Brassicales, Brassicaceae. The record is from the annotation of a GenBank genome assembly.
GAUGCCAUUCUCGCUGACGACAACCACCACUCUCAGAUCUCCUAAUCGAAACUUUAGAUCGAGAAAAUCGAGAAUGUCGACACCUCCUGUUCUCUCGCUUGCUCUGCCUUCAGACACUGGUCGUGUUCUUAGUAUCCAAUCUCACACUGUACAGGGAUAUGUUGGUAACAAGUCAGCUGUGUUUCCUCUUCAAUUGUUGGGGUAUGAUGUGGAUCCAAUCAACUCGGUACAGUUCUCGAACCAUACAGGGUAUCCUACAUUCAAAGGACAGGUUUUGAAUGGUGAACAAUUGUGGGAGCUGAUUCAAGGCCUUGAAGGAAAUGAUUUAUUGUUCUACACUCACUUAUUAACAGGCUAUAUUGGAUCUGUAUCUUUUCUGAAUACAAUUUUGGAGGUUAUCAAUAAGCUUCGCUCUGUAAACCCGAAUCUUACAUAUGUAUGUGAUCCGGUGAUGGGUGAUGAAGGAAAGUUGUAUGUGCCUGAAGAAUUGGUACAUGUUUAUCGUGAGAAGGUAGUUCCCCUGGCUUCGAUGUUGACUCCUAACCAGUUUGAAGCUGAGAAACUAACAGGAUUAAGGAUAAAUUCUGAGGAAGAUGGCAGAGAAGCUUGUGCUAUUCUUCAUGCCGCUGGUCCUUCAAAGGUGGUGAUCACUAGCAUUACUAUAGGAGGCCUUCUAUUGCUUAUUGGAAGCCAUCAGAAAGAAAAGGGGCAGAAGCCUGAGCAAUUCAAGAUUUUGAUUGACAAAAUCCCUGCGUAUUUUACGGGAACAGGAGAUCUCAUGACUGCUCUUCUACUUGGUUGGAGUAAUAAAUACCCUGACAGUCUUGACAAGGCUGCCGAGCUUGCAGUUUCAACGUUGCAGGCGCUUCUGAGAAGGACGCUUGAUGACUACCAACGAGCUGGGUAUGAUCCCACCUCAAGUAGCUUGGAGAUUAGAUUGAUACAGAGCCAGGACGAAAUUCGAAACCCAAAUGUUGAACUGAAAGCUGAGAGAUACAGCUGAAGCAGGUGAAAAAUGUAACAUAUUUUUAUCUUAAAACAAGAAAACAUAGAUAUGAUUAUGAGGGUAAGUUAGUUGAGAUCUCCUUGUUUGGGAUACAACUAUACGCUGUACAAUUGUUUUAUACAAAUAAUACAAUUCUUGUUUAGGCUGUUUGAUUUGGAUGCUUAUCUUCCAUCAACUUGUUGAUUUUUUUUGGUAUUAUUCUCAUUUGCAUGCAUGUUUUAGUCAACUC